AUGUGUAACAUGGCCUGUAGGCCUAUGCUCGAGCCAGUCAGAGAUUGUCUCUUAAACAACUUUGUGCUCGUCAUUUGGAUGAUGAUCAUAGUCAUAGUCCGUAUGAACGAAUGCUCUCUCAACUUCUGGCAAGGAUUCGAUAUUCGAUUGAAGAGUUUCACUGAUGUCAUGAGAUUCACGAAGGAUCAUGUUCUCGUCAAGCACAAUGUGAACCUGUAA
Molecule: messenger RNA, 219 nt
Organism: Caenorhabditis remanei
Lineage: Eukaryota; Metazoa; Nematoda; Chromadorea; Rhabditida; Rhabditidae
Exons: 1
Coding region: 1-219 (72 amino acids)
Source: RefSeq, a predicted model, not a curated record